UAUAGAAACGGGAUUCCAUGUAAUUAAGAGAUUCCUGAAACUUUUUGAAGUGGUCGCCAGCUGCAGAACACAAUCAUUGACUUCACAUAAUCAUUCAACUUUACAAUCUCUCAACACUGCAAACCCAAGCAAGCAACAUAAUUACAGCAGUUACUCCACUUUACCAUACACCAAAACUCUAUAAUCUUGGAACACACACAGCAUGGCUAUGGAACUUGUUGCUGGACCUUUAAUGGGAGCUGUUUUCAAUGUGUUGCUUGAAAGGAUAGCUUCCACUGAGGUUGUCAACUUCUUCAAGAACAAAAACUGUGAGAAGUUGCUCAAAAGGUUGAAGAUCAUCUUGCUGUCAGUGAAUGUUGUUCUCAAUGAUGCUGAGGAAAAGCAAAUGAAAAAUGGGGCAGUGAAGGAGUGGCUUGAGGAACUCAAAGAUGUGGCCUUUGCUGCUGAGGACCUACUUGAUGAGAUCUACACUGAUGCAAAGAUGAAGGCAAAACAGGUAAACACACUCCACACUGGUCCUGUCAGUUUUUAUUGUAAAGGGGUUGAAGAGAAAAUUGAAGAUGUUCAUGAGAGAUUAGAGUUUAUCAUGAGACAGAAAGAAGUGCUUGAUCUGAAGGUGGGUAAGGAAGUCAAAAUGUCACAGAAGACUCCAACCUCAUCUGUAAUGGAAGCAUGUGAUGUGUACGGAAGGGAUAAUGAUAAAGAAUCCUUGGUUGACUUGGUGUUGACUCAUGAUGAGAAAAUAGGUGUUAUUCCCAUUGUUGGAAUGGGAGGAAUUGGAAAAACCACCUUAGCUCAACUGAUAUACAAUGAUCAAAGAGUGCAGAAGGAGUUUGAUCUCAAAGCCUGGAUUUAUGUCUCUGAGGAAUUUGACAUUUGUAAGAUUACAAAAACCCUUUUGGAGGCUGUCACGUCUUGUAGUUGUGACACUGAGGAUUUAAAUUUUCUGCAGAGGGAUCUCAAAAUGCAUGUAAUGAAGAAAAAGUUUUUGUUUGUGUUGGAUGACGUGUGGAACGAAAAUUAUGACAAUUGGGACAAGUUCAGGAGUCCAUUUAAGCAUGCAGGGGAACAUGGAAGUAAGAUUAUUGUAACUACUCGAAGUGGGUGUGUUGCAUCCAUCAUGCAGACUGUUUCACCCUAUAAUCUCAGAGAGUUGUCAAAUGAAGAUUCCUGGAAUUUAUUUUCAAAACACGCAUUUGAUUAUGGUGAUUCAAGUUUGCAAUUGCAUCAAAGUUUAGACAAAGUUGGGAGAGAAAUAGUGAGGAAGUGCAAAGGGUUGCCUUUGGCUGUGAAGACACUUGCAGGACUUUUGAGGUGUAAAAGUGAUAGACAAGAAUGGUGUAAAGUACUGAACAGUGAGAUAUGGGAUUUGCAUGAUUCUGAGAGUAACAUUCUUCCGGCUUUGAGAUUAAGCUACCAUUACCUCCCAUCACAUUUGAAGAGAUGUUUUGCUUAUUGUGCAAUUUUCCCAAAAGAUUAUGAAUUUGAGAAGGAGAACCUGGUUUUGUUGUGGAUGGCAGAGGGUUUUCUCCAACAAUCCAAAAGACAUAGAAGAAUAGAAGAAGUUGGCAAUGAGUACUUCUGUGAACUAGUAUCUAGAUCAUUUUUCCAGCAAUCAAGGCGUGGCAAGUCAUGUUUUCUAAUGCAUCACCUUGUAAAUGAUUUGGCUCAGUUUGUGUCAGGAACAUUUUCUAUCAGAAUGGAAUGUAGCAAUACUAAUGAAAUCAAAGAAAGAACUCGCCAUUUGUCCCACAUUAUUGCAGAUAGUUCCUCAUACGUAAACCUGAAAGAUGCUAGCAAAGCAAAUUGCUUACGCACUUUUCUGCAAAUAAGACCAGUAGGUACAUCCAUUGAUUUGUUCAACAACAUGCCAAAUGAUCUGUUAACAAAGUUAAGGUGCUUAAGGGUGCUAUCUUUGGUAGGUACACAUAUCUAUAGCUUACCUAAUUCAGUAGGUGAACUAAAGCAUCUCCGCUAUCUGGAAGUGGCUGAUACUGAGAUUGUGAGGUUACCCAAAUCCAUCUGCAGCUUGUUCAAUUUACAAACUCUCAAGUUAGUUGGAUGUCACAAUCUUAUUGAACUGCCAGCAAGUAUUCAUAAGCUUGUUAACCUGCGCCACUUGGAUAUCAGAGGAACAAGUUUAAGGUGGAUGCCAUUGCAAAUCAAUGAGUUAAACAACCUCCAAAAUUUGAGUGACUUUUUUGUGGGAAAGGGGUGUGGAUCUUCCAUCGGUGAAUUGGGUGAGCUAUCAUGCUUACAUGGAGAAUUGUUCAUUCAUUGCCUAGAACAUAUUGUUAGUGAGAAGGAUUGCGAGAAGGCAAAGUUAAAGGAAAAGCAAGGUCUUGAAAAGUUGUCUUUGGAAUGGUGUGGGAAUGGUGAAACUGAUAACUCACAGAAAGAAAAAACCAUACUGAACAGCCUGCAACCACAUACAAAUUUGAAGAACCUAGAUAUCUAUGACUAUCCAGGAACAGAAUUUCCAGAGUGGUUGGGAGAUCACUCCUUCUACAAUUUGGUGUCCGUACUGCUUAAUGGCAGUAAAUAUUGCUACAAGCUGCCUCCCCUUGGACAACUUCCAAUGUUGAAAGAGCUUCAGAUCAGUAAAUUUGAGGGACUAGUGAGUGUGGGAUCUGAGUUUCUUGGAAACAGAACCUCUUACGUAACCGAUUGCUUUCCUGCACUAGAAAUUCUAAGGAUUGAGUAUAUGCCAUCAUGGGAGAAAUGGUAUCCUAAUGCUGAAAAUGCAGGAACCAAAGCUUUCUUUCAUCUGAGAGAGUUUCAUAUUGGUAACUGUCCCAAACUGAGAGGAGAUUUACCAGAUAAACUUCCAUCUUUGACAUUACUUGUAAUCAGAGAUUGUAAACGUUUACUUUGUUCACUUCCUAAUUCUCCAUCUCUGCGCGUGCUGAAUGUUCAGAAUUGUGAGAGUCUAGAAUUCCAAGUACACUCACCUUGUUGCCAUCAAUCACUGACAUCAUUGUUCUUGCACGGUAGCUGCGACUCACUCGUGUUCUUGCCUUUAGAUCUCUUCCCCAACAUCAAGUCUUUAGAUAUAUGGGGGUGUAAAAAUCUUGAAGCACUUACUGUUUCAGAAUCAGAUUCAACUCCUCCAACUUUCAAGUCCCUCCAUUCCUUGCGCAUAAGACACUGUCCGAAUUUCACAUCAUUUCCCAAGGGUGGAUUUGCAGCAUCAAAGCUCACUUUGUUAACCAUCAACUACUGUCAGAAGUUGAAUUCUCUGCCUGAACAAAUGCAUGACCUUAUGCCAAGUUUGAAGGAAGUUCAACUGAGGGGAUGUCCCAAAAUUGAGUCAUCAAGAAUGAGGCCACUCAGGAUCAGGAUUUGCAGCAAACACAUGGAAGGCAAACAAAACCUCUCUGAUCCUCUCUUUGCAAGGUUGAAAGGUUUGGCCACUGAUCAAAGCCCCUCAUCAAGUUAGACAAGAUAAAUGCAAUGAUUUUCAAGCAAUCACAAGGAACUAUAAUACAAAUUUACAGUGUAGUCAUGUAACAUAACUAAGAUGAUUAAAAUGGGUUUGAUCAAUCAUAGCUUCUACUUAUUACGUAUAUAAUGUAGAACUAUUCACUAAUGUUCACUUUGUAAGUUUAGCUUUUGGAAAAGAUGAGCUAUGAUAU
Vigna unguiculata (cowpea) is the source of this 3635-nucleotide messenger RNA. Its product is annotated as putative disease resistance RPP13-like protein 1. Lineage: Eukaryota; Viridiplantae; Streptophyta; Magnoliopsida; Fabales; Fabaceae. The record is from RefSeq and is a predicted model, not a curated record. Gene Ontology annotation, molecular function: ADP binding.